AUUAGUGCAUGCGAAAGAAGCAAUAUACGAUUCUAAAUACCCAAAGCAUAGAGAUCGGGAUUUUAUUGCUGCUGCAUGGAGAAGCAUAGCUAUAGAAUUGAGCACAACUGAAUGGUUACAAUUUGAAAGUGGACUACAUAAAGCCGUGCACAGCCGAUUCCGUUGUAAUACCAAAAAACAUGGAUUUUGCGUUUGAUUCUAAAUGUAAUUUAGUACUAAGCGGAUGCGUUGAGAUGACCAAAACUUUAAAAACGUCUAAGGCAACCUAUGAACUUACUAAAUCUCCUAUGCCAACAAUGACAGGGGAUGUAGAUUUAUGUAGUCUAUUUGGUAAUAAAAAGAAACUGUUUGUAACGAAACAAGUUUUUGAGGCUUAUGGACUUCCGAAAAGUUGCCCAGUUCCAGCUAAAAAAUACUGUGUCAAUGGAAAACAAUUGAUCAGCAUUGAUUCUUACAAAAACAAGUUGGGAAUGGCUCUAGGCAGCGUGGUAACUAAAUUGAAUGUGGACCAUGAGGAUGCAGGAAAGACCUGCGUUGAUAUAAAAAUGACAGUAUCCAAAAAGAAGUGAUAUGUCAAUUGUACUCAAAUAUUUAUGAUCUAAAUACAAAAUCAAAUAUGACAUUUAUUUAAAUUUCAAACAAAUAAUUAUAAAUAGAAUUGUCGUACAAAGUUUUUCCUGAAAACAAGUUUUUAACAUUCAAAGAUAGAAAACUAUAUUUGAAGAUGAAUUAUAGCACAAUUUUCAUGGUCCACGACGUAAACCCCAAUAAAACAUCAUAAAUCAUCAAUGGAGGAAAUACAUAUUUAUUCUCCAACUUUCUAGUCAUUUUAAUGAAAAAAACUAAUCAAUUUAGAAACGAUCAAAAUUUCUAAUCGACAAAAGGUGUUUUGCAAAUUGUACAUUCACAUUUCCGGAAACUUUGUAUAAACUUUUAGUGAAUAUUAAUGGACAGGAAAAUUUUCCAAACAUUAAAUAAACAAAUAGUGGCAAACUUUAUAUGAAUUAAACUUUGUUUAGGAGGAGAACGAUAAAUAAUCUUCAAUCUUAGAGAAAGAUGGAUUUUUUAUAGAGGCUUAUUAGAAUUAGUUUUAAAUUUUGUGAAAUACUAAUAAGAAAUGAUGUUUUUACAAAUGUAUGAGCAAUGGAACAAGUAAUAAAUAACAAUAAAAACAGUUCAAUUCAAAUUAUUUUGCACACAUGAUAAAAUAAUAUUACGAGAAAUGCUGCUUAAGUUUUGAGAUAGACAAAUAAAAACAAAUAUUUAUAAUUGGAUUUGGCUCUAUUGAGAUCAAUAAACUUUUGCAUGCGCUUAAAUCAAUUGUCGAAGCAUUUUUUCCCUUCCGAUUGGGAUACCUCCAAAACAUGUGAUUUUAACGCAUCAACUAUUUAAACUGAUGUGUUAGCGCUGGCAUUGUCAUGGUGCAGAUUGAUUCGUCUUCUGCGAUUGGUUUCCGUGUUUUUUCGCAUACUUCUGGCAAAAAAUGCAGGUAAACAAUUCAGAAUUGAACGCUCUAAUGGAAUAGUGGCAAUAUAGCCAGUUAUUCAAAAGAAAUAAGAGGUACUUCGUGAGCAAACAAUUUUUGUUGGCUCGUUUUGAUAUAUCCAUACAUUGAUUGUUAUUUAUUUUCGGGUUAAUAUAUGUGGAUCUAUGAUUCGUCACCAUUCAUCAACUUAUAGACGUUUUUUGAAGCACCUAAUUGAAUUUUUUUAGCAUUUCUUUGUACCAAUCAACACGAGUUUUUUUGAGCGAUUGUUGAGUUAUGCGGUAUCCACCAAAUGCUCAAGUAAUAAAGAAUGUAUGCGAGUGAAACUAAUGCCCAAUUAUGCCUCACUCUCACGGUAUGUCACAUGACGAUCUUGCAAGAUCAGUUUACGCACGGCGUCGAUGUUUUCUGCCAUAACAGUCGAUUAUGGACGACCCUCACAAAAUCCAUCGUGUAGCGAAUUGCGACCACGAUUUAUUUCGGAAAACCAGAGAAACACGGUGGCUCAAGGUGGUGAUUCAUCACCAAAAGUCGAAGUGAGUUAAUCGGCACACUGCUAUUGGUUUAAUCUACGUUCAAAACCAUAUAAAAUCAUCACACGAAAAUGUUCAUUCAUCUCCAUUUUUUGACCAAGAUUAAUGUCUCAAAGAUCUGUGAACAAAUUAAAUAGAACUCGUAUGACAACAUGUACACGUUCACCAUUAAAAAUGUCAUUGUCACGAAGGCAAUGUCAGAUUUGACAUAUUUACAUCAGUGUUGCCAUAUAUCAAAACUUAAGUAGCAGCCCUCGUAUCAAUAUUUUAGUAAAAGUAUAUAAUGUUAUCUAUGAGAAAAAGGGUUGUUUUGGAGUAUACGCGUAGUAAAUCCUUUCAAGAGAAUUCAUAUUAUUUUAUGUAUAAGUUUCCGGGAAGCUUGUUAAGGAUAUCGACGGAAACUGAUUAAAAUAAAUAAGUAAAAGCGCAAGAUUUGUCACAAAUGUGCUAAAUGUGAUUUGUGGGUAAAGCGGUGUUGACGAGGUGAAGAAUGAAGACACAUAUAUUUCUUGACUACAUAAUAAAGGAGCAUAUAAUCCAACAACCGUAUAUCCAGUUAUGUAAAAAUAUAUUUUUUUCGUUUAUCUAAACCUGGAUUUACUAGCACACAAUUAUGCAGAGCGUUUUUCGCCCUAAAAGAAAUAGAAAUAUGAAUUAUUUAUUCUUUUUUGUAAUCACUCUUAUUUAUUUCCUCCUUGAGGACGACCACGGCACUUCAUCCAUCGUCGUAACUAAGCACCGUUGUGAGCUUCUACUGAAGGAUGCACUAAUGAAGCAUUGCCAAUUAAUUUUUCAUUGAAUUACACUAAUAUUAGAAGUCAUUUUGCUUGUCACUCAGCCAUAUUUAUAAAAAGUAACCGAAACUUUUAUAUUGCCGCCUUCAAAACAUGGCGGUCGCGCUUGCGCUAAGGAUACUCUUAAAUGGCCGAUUCGAUGAUAAUCCUCGAUAACGUAAUAACCUCUAUAAAUUCAAAAAAAGUUGAGUUCACUUUCCCUCGGAGUCCAAAACCUCUUUUACUUAGAAUAUGAAUAAUUUGGGAGUAACUAAAGUUGUAACUAAAAGUUGUAACGACGAUCUUGUAACGACCUUGUAACUUCAAUAAUCUAUCAAUGAGUGAUUUUGAUUUUUGACCUAUAAAGAAAAUAUCUCCUCUAUAUUUCAAUUAAUAAAUUUUGGUCCUAGAAUUAAGAGCAAUAUUUGAACAAAUAGAAAUUGUAAUAACAACCUUAUGACCUCAAAAAUCUCGCACACUCUUGAUAUUGCAUAAGCUUUGUACCGCUGGGCCUUGAUCUUAUCUUGCAGACCUAAUGCUAAUCUUAGUUUUUGUUUUACUUUUAUUGCAAGACCAAGACCAUAACUAGUGGUUCUAUUUAUAGACGGCAGAGUGAUACAAAAGUUGACCCCUCUUUCCAAUAACUGUCUCAAUUCUGGUGGUGGCUAUGUCGAAAAAUAGUUGAUACAUUGCUGUACUUUUUUUCAAUACAUGUCAAUACAACUUACUUUCUGAAUGUGCCUCGUAUGUUAUCAGAGCCGCAUAUGCCGAAUAUUCAAUUUCAACAGUACAUUUUGCUAUACAAUUCAUUAAAAUACAUGAGAGUUAUCUGAAAAGUUUCCAACCCAAUGAAGAAGAAAGAUUUUUUUCCGUAAUAAUAUUGAUUUUUCAACAGUGUUCUUUUAAGGCUGAAGACCUAGUUACUCUCUCUCUCUCUCUCUCUCUCUCUCUCUCUCUCUCUCUCCUGCAAGAGAGAUUUAACGUUAGGAAACAGGAAAAACUCAAUGAGGUCUUGUGAUUAUAGAGUAAGAGAAGCAUUUUUGCAAUUUUCCCCCUCACCCCAUCAAGCAAUGAUGCGUGAUGCUAUUUUGAAUUCUGCUGAAACAUCUGCAAUAAGGCUUCGAAAAUGUUCAUUUGAAUGCGCUUUUGGUCCAAAGCGAGCACUUCUGGAAAGGUGUGUGGUGAGGGAAGGGGAGUAUAUUGAAGGGGAGCAUUCGGAUAUAGAAUAAUUUUUAUUAUAAAACCGUUUUUCGUAGCGAGUCUCGUUAUUUAAUAGCCAGACCUCGUAUAAGAAUCUCGUAAUCUUUUUUCCUGUGGCAAUCGCAGAGAUAUUUGAUGAUAUGAUUUGUAUUUCGUGUAUUUGAAUAUUUUACAUCGGUUGUAACCUCACAGCUAAUAAUUUCCUCUACUGAAACGUUUUAUUAUCUCAUUAUACUCCCAAUUAUUCUGUUUCUCAUAUGUUCUAAUUAUCUUUAUUAUUUAUCCCGUAUUCAUUGAAGAUUCUUUUUAUUAGAAUCUCUCAAUGCAUGGUCAAAUAUAUUUUUUAACUUAUAUUGAUAAGUGCUGAUAUGUUCGGAAACUUUUGAGACAACCCUCGUAUCGUCACUUGUUCAAUAAAUAAGCGUUUUAUUUUGAAAUUAACUCGGAAUACCGCAUAUAUUUAAAGUGGAACACUGUUCAGAUAUUUUGGUUUUCAAGGUUCACAGAGCAUAGAAAUUCGAACUAUUGUAUUCAGAUUCUUUUCGUUUUUUUUGUUCAUCCAUGUCAUUUACUCGUAGUAUACUAUUUCUAAAAUUAUUAUUUUGAUUUUUAUUUAAAUAAAUUUAGCCGUUUUUUUU
Molecule: messenger RNA, 4630 nt
Organism: Diorhabda carinulata
Lineage: Eukaryota; Metazoa; Arthropoda; Insecta; Coleoptera; Chrysomelidae
Exons: 4
Coding region: 180-569 (129 amino acids)
Source: RefSeq, a predicted model, not a curated record